AUGGACACAAUUGCAAUUUUGGUUUGCUACAAUGGAAAAUGGGUAACCUCAAAGAAGAUGUGCACAUAUGAAGGGGGUGACUCAAAAGGCAUAAUAGUUUCGCGAAACAUCACGUUUAGUGAGCUUUUGGAACGGGUGCAUAGGAUUGUUAAUACAGAGAACAAGGAAGACAAGCUUUGUUUAAAGUUCUCAGUUUCAAUAUCCUCGAAUGAGUGUAAGCGUAUCAAGAUUGAGGACAAUGACAAUGUUAAAUUUUUUAUUAAGUACAUUUGUGACGUAAUUCCUUCGAGCUCCUUUACUGGUCAGCAUAGAAGACAGGGGAGUGACAAAUGUCUUGAAAGCAAUGGUGAUGUACAUGGUGAUUUUGGAACAGAAUAUUUAGACAUGAUUAAUUUUACAAGGGUGGAGGGGGUGCAUAGUGGUGAUAAUGGUACGGAAAUGAAUGGCUUGCAAAUGCACUCAGCCCCUCCUAUUUUGGCCAAUUUGGAGACAUUUUCACAAGUGGGUGUGGUGGGUUUCGGAACAAUGUCUGAACUUUCUAUUCGACAUAAUUGGAGGCAAAUGGGUGAACAAAACGAGCAUAAUUUGGGUAUUGUAAAUGAUGAAGAAGAAGAUAUUGAAAGCGCGUAUUCAUGGAAUAACUGGGAUCCAAAAUUGGAAGUUGGGAAAAUUUUCUCUAGUAAGGAAGCCCUGUCCAACAAGUUACAGUUGGUGGUAGUGAGAGAUCCAUGCCCAUGGCGGCUUCGUGCAUCUAGUUAUGGAGAAAAGAACUUCAUGAUUGUGAAAUAUAAUCCGGUACAUGAAUGUGAUAUGAGUUUUAUACAUGAAAAGCAUCGUCAUGCAAGUGCUAAACUCGUUGGUAAUGCAGUGAAGCGGAAGUUGAAAGAUUCUCACACAAUAUACACACCUAGUGAUAUAAUCAGAGAUGUGAAACAAAACUUUAGUGUCACCAUUAAUUAUUGCAAAGCUUGGAGAUCGAGGGAGUUAGCUCUAAUGUCCACUAGAGGUUUAGUAGAGGAGGCAUAUUCUCUCCUCCCAGCUUAUUGUCACGAAUUAGAGCGUGUGAAUUCUAGCACAAAGACAUACAUCCACACCGAUGAGAACAAUCACUUUUUGUAUUUUUUUAUGGCUGUUGGGGCAUGUAUUAGAGGGUUUCAAUCUUCAAUGCGACCAGUCAUUGCUGUGGAUGCCACGCAUUUAAAAUGUAAGUAUAAGGGUGUCCUCUUUGUUGCCAAUGCAUUUGACGGAAAUUGA
This is a messenger RNA of Prunus armeniaca (apricot), 1254 nucleotides long. The record is from the annotation of a GenBank genome assembly. NCBI's taxonomy places the organism in Eukaryota, Viridiplantae, Streptophyta, Magnoliopsida, Rosales, Rosaceae.